GACAGAGCACGAGAACUAGAGAGAACGCGCACGUGAAGGAGAGGAGACUGAGAGAAGGGGGUUGUUUUAUGUGUGCUGCUCGUGUGCAAGACUGAGGAGCCUUCCUGCCUGGAUCGUUAGUCAUCUCCAGCCCCAGAGCUGGGCUCUGUGCUCCAUUAGGCUGUACUGACUGAGGAACACAGGGACAGACAAACAGAAGCUGGUGGACUUUGAGAGGGCUGUGCAGAGGAUGUGCUGGCUGCGUGGGCUCUGUCGCCGUGAUCGCUGUCGCCAGACCCCUCAGCUGCCUCUGACUCGCUCGGCUGCUAUCGCAGGCCCCCCCUUAGCCCAGCACUCGGAGGACAUCAGCAGUCAGUGGUAGAGAGAUGAGCUCCAAGCACUCUUCCGACUGGAUCCCCUACAGUACCUUGGACGAUGAGGGCAGCAACCUCCGCCAACAGAAGCUAGACAGACAGCGAGCUCUCCUAGAGCAGAAGCAGAAGAAGAAGCGGCAGGAGCCUCUGAUGGUGCAGUCCAAUGUGGACGGGCGGUCUCGCGCCCGCAGGACCAAGCAGUGUGAGGAGCAGGCUCCCCUGGUAGAGUCUUACCUCAGCAGCAACAGGAGCACCAUCUACCACGUGCAAGAAGCUGAACACGAGGAGGUGAAGGUGGUAGCGGACAACCAGGCUCCUCGCUCAGCCAAAAAGGGCAAGGCAUCGACCAGCUCCACCCCGCAGACAGCCAGCGGCAAGAAGGAGAGGAAGGGGAAGCACAAAGGACUCGAUGGGCCGGCGUCCUUCCAGGAAGAGGGCCAGAUCCAGAUCAUGACGGUGGGUCACUGGGCCGUGGAGGAGGGGAGUGAGGGAGAUGCUGUGAUCAGUGCUCAGCCACAGGGCAAGCAGGACCUGAGGGUCACCAUGCUUAAGAAAGGUAUUUCUAGUAGUAUGAACUUUGACGAAGAGGAGGAUGACGAGGAUGAAGUCAGUUCCAGUUCCUCUCAGCUCAACAGUAACACACGGCCAGGCUCUGCRACCAGCAAGAAGUCCUGCAAGGAGGCAGCCUCAGCGUCCACCCCUCCCGUCAGUGAGCCMGCCAUCGACGUGGACGACCUGGAGGAGUUCACCCUGAGACCAGCCCCUCAGGGGAUCACAGUGAAGUGCAGGAUCACCAGAGACAAGAAGGGCAUGGACCGAGGCAUGUACCCUACCUACUACCUCCACCUGGAGAGGGAGGAUGGGAAGAAGGUGUUCCUGUUAGCUGGACGGAAGAGAAAGAAGAGCAAAACAUCUAAUUACCUCAUCUCCAUCGAUCCCACUGAUCUGUCUCGAGGGGGGGAGAGUUUCAUCGGGAAGCUGAGAUCCAACCUCAUGGGAACCAAGUUUACAGUGUAUGACAGUGGACAGAACCCUGGGAAGACAACCUCCAGCCUAGAGGCUACUAWCCUGCGGCAGGAGCUGGCAGCUGUCUGCUAUGAAACCAAUGUUUUAGGGUUCAAGGGACCUCGUAAAAUGAGUGUCAUCAUUCCUGGAAUGAACAUGGACCAUGAGAGAGUUGCCAUCUGCCCACGGAAUGACCAUGAGUCUUUGCUGGCGCGGUGGCAGAACAAGAGCACAGAAAGCGUGAUCGAGCUUCACAACAAGACCCCCGUGUGGAACGACGACACGCAGUCCUACGUUCUCAACUUCCACGGCAGAGUCACUCAGGCCUCAGUCAAGAAUUUCCAGAUCAUCCACGACAAUGACCCGGACUACAUUGUGAUGCAGUUUGGGAGGGUUGCGGAGGAUGUAUUCACCAUGGACUAUAACUACCCUAUGUGUGCCCUCCAAGCCUUCGCCAUUGCUCUCUCCAGCUUUGACAGCAAGCUGGCCUGUGAGUAGCAGCCAUCCUCUCUCCUUUCCCUCCUGAGAAGCUAC
This is a messenger RNA of Salvelinus sp. IW2-2015, 1892 nucleotides long. It is a transcript of the gene tub, whose product is annotated as TUB bipartite transcription factor. Gene Ontology annotation, cellular component: cilium. The record is from RefSeq and is a predicted model, not a curated record. Lineage: Eukaryota; Metazoa; Chordata; Actinopteri; Salmoniformes; Salmonidae. Gene Ontology annotation, biological process: protein localization to cilium.